AUGGGCAUGCUCCAGAGCCGCGCGAAGAUCGAGGUCGAGCCGGAGACGGGCGUGACCUUCGCGGACGUCGCGGGCUGCGACGCGUCCAAGUUGGAGCUCGAGGAGGUCGUCGAGUUCCUCAAGUCGCCCGACAAGUUCGAGGCCGUGGGCGCCCAGUGCCCGCGCGGCGUCAUCCUCGAGGGCCCGCCGGGCACGGGCAAGACGCUCCUGGCCCGCGCCGUCGCGGGCGAGGCCGGCGUGCCGUUCAUCUCGACGUCGGGCUCCGAGUUCGUCGAGAUGUUCGUCGGCGUCGGCGCGAGCCGCAUCCGGUCCAUGUUCGGCGACGCGAAGAAGAACGCGCCCUGCAUCAUCUUCAUCGACGAGAUCGACGCCAUCGGCCGCCAGCGCGCGUCCGGCGGCGGCUUCCAGGGCGGCAACGACCAGGGCAGCAAAAGGCGCGAGCAGACGCUGAACCAGAUCCUCACGGAGAUGGACGGC
Aureococcus anophagefferens is the source of this 477-nucleotide messenger RNA. RefSeq lists its product as hypothetical. The record is from RefSeq and is a predicted model, not a curated record. Gene Ontology annotation, molecular function: ATP-dependent peptidase activity; ATP binding; ATP hydrolysis activity. The transcript is spliced from 2 exons. The annotation marks the transcript as partial. Gene Ontology annotation, cellular component: chloroplast thylakoid. Gene Ontology annotation, biological process: proteolysis. NCBI's taxonomy places the organism in Eukaryota, Pelagophyceae, Pelagomonadales, Pelagomonadaceae.